GUUGUAGAUUCAAAUAGAAGCCAUUUUGAAUUGGAAUCCGACACCUUGGAAGCUGCAAACAAUGUUGUUGGUACUGAAAUGCUGGAAGACGCAUGGUGCGAAUUAUGUCCUGAGGUUGAGGUGGAACGGUUUGAGUGUUUGGAAAGCCAAAAAGAAACACGAGCAACAUUAAACGAUGAACAAGAACAAAUACCAGAUUUGAGUUUGACUGUUAAAGAUGUUGCAAUAUUUCAGAACCAAACAAGCAUGAGUAGAGUUGAAGGUCUAGCAUUGAUUCGAUCUCUAAAUGCAAAACAAUUUUCAGUCUUUUAUCAUAUUAGGCAGUGGUGCCUAGACAGAGCAAAUGGAAAGAAUCCCGAAUCUUUAAAAGUUUUUAUUACAGGUGGUGCAGGAACAGGUAAAAGUCACUUAAUUCGAGCCAUUGAAUAUGAAUCGAAAAGAAUCUUCUCACCAAUUUGUCAACAUCCUGAUAAUAUUUGUGUUGUGUUGACUGCACCCACAGGUAUUGCCGCAUAUAAUUUAAAAGCAACAACCAUUCACACAACAUUUUGUAUUGGAAAAGAUGUACGCUUACCGUAUACUCCUUUGGGUGAAGAGAAAUUAAAUACAUUGCGAGCAAAAUAUCGUGAUCUCCAGCUUCUUAUCAUAGAUGAAAUAUCAAUGGUAGAUCACAAUCUGUUAUCAUAUAUUCAUGGUAGAUUACAUCAAAUAAAACAAACAGGAGACUUUUCACCAUAUGGAAACAUUGGUGUUGUGGGAGUUGGCGAUUUCUUUCAAUUACCUCCAGUUAAAGGCAGAGCACUGUAUUGUGAUGGCGUAGCUCGUUCUCUCUGGUCAGAUUCAUUUAAGAUUGUAGAACUGACUGAAAUAGUUCGUCAAAAAGAUUCAGUGUUUUCCCAGCUGCUAAACCGGUUGAGGACUCGUUCCAAAGGAAUACCCAUGUUAGCGGAAGAUGUCCAAAUUUUAAAACGAUGUGAAACGGGGGAGCAAAGCUCAGCUUUACAUAUAUUUGCAACAAAUAAUCAAGUAAAUGACUACAAUAUGUCUCAAUUACUUAAAAACUGUCCUGAUUUUGUGUCAAUCGCGGCACAAGAUUAUGUGAAUGAUAAAAAAACAGGAAAACUCAAAUUGCUAGAAGGCAGUCACAUAAAAGCCUCAAAUACUUGUUUGACGGAACUGUUGCUAUUGGGUAAGAGUGCACGUGUUAUGUUGUGUAAGAAUGUGGACGUGAGUGAUGGGUUGGUCAAUGGUGUAUGUGGUACUGUAACCGAGAUUAUAAUGAAAGAAACAAAAAAAUUCCCUGAAAAGGUUUUUGUUCGUUUUGAUGAUGAUUUCUGGACCAACACCAGCAUCUGA
This is a messenger RNA of Nematolebias whitei (Rio pearlfish), 1356 nucleotides long. Its product is annotated as ATP-dependent DNA helicase PIF1-like. The transcript has 3 exons. Gene Ontology annotation, biological process: DNA repair; telomere maintenance. Gene Ontology annotation, molecular function: DNA helicase activity; ATP hydrolysis activity. The record is from RefSeq and is a predicted model, not a curated record. The coding region runs from base 79 to 1356 and encodes 425 amino acids. Lineage: Eukaryota; Metazoa; Chordata; Actinopteri; Cyprinodontiformes; Rivulidae.